CGAGACAAGCUCAAAGUAGACUACAUACUGGGGGAAACUAACAGGCAGCUCGGCCGUAGCUGCGCCGGAAUCUCGUCCCCGACCCAACUUAGCUCUUAUCUUAUCGGCGUGACUGUUCGGGAGUUUUGCCCCGCGACGCCAAAAAGAUUCAUAGAUUCAAAUCCAGAUUCAUGACGCAGACCACGACACAGCGUUCAAGCAGAACAUGACGACGCCGCGAAAAUGCCAAUGACAGACGACGACGGGUUCGAGGCCCUUCUGGAGCCAUUCUACAAUGGCAAGAAGCUCACAGACCCAAUCUCCACCAAGGAAGACAAGUACCAGCUCCUACCCGCCUUCUUGAAGGUCAAAGGCCUCGUAAAACAGCAUAUCGACUCGUAUAACUAUUUCAUCGACCAUGACAUCAAGGAGAUCGUCAAGGCGAACCGCAUCAUUCGUAGCGAGGUCGACAGCGGGUUCUACCUCGAGUUCCUCGACAUCCGGGUCGGCAUGCCCACCCGUGGCGAUGCCGGCCAGUCCUUCAAAGCCAAGAACCAUGUCACCCCGAUGGAGUGCCGACUCAGGGACAUGACAUACGCCGCCCCGAUCAUCAUCGACAUCGCCUACAUCAGAGACAGAAAGAAGAUCAUCCGGAGGAAUGUCCCGCUUGCUCGCAUGCCCAUCAUGCUCAAGAGUUCUAAAUGUGUCUUGGCCGGAGCCACGAACCACAAGAUGGAACUGAUGAACGAGUGCCCCUUGGACCCGGGUGGCUACUUCAUCAUCGGCGGGACGGAGAAGGUCAUUCUCAUUCAGGAACAGCUCAGCAAGAACCGAGUGAUUGUUGAGGCCGACGACAAGAAGGAACUCAUCCAGGCAUCUGUUACGAGCUCGACCCACGAGAGGAAGUCCAAGACGUAUGUGAUCUUGAAAAAGGACAGGAUCAUCCUGAGGCACAACGUUCUGGUCGAGGAUAUCCCAAUCGCCAUUAUCCUGAAGGCGCUUGGUGGCCUCUCCGACUACGAGGUCAUGCAGCUUGUCGCCGGGUCUGAUGGUCGCUACCAGGACGACUUCGCCCUCAACUUCGACGAGGCGACACGGGUCGGCGUGUUUACACAGCAGCAAGCACUCGAGUACAUCGGCGCUCGCGUCAGGAUGGGAUCAAAGGGCAAGCCCCAGUUCGGCCCUGCACCUCGUCGGAACAAUGUUGAAGAGGGACUUGACGCGCUGGCCAACAUCAUCCUUGCGCAUGUCUCCAUCGAGGGCCUCGAUUUCUACCCCAAGGCUAUUUACAUCGCAAUGAUGACCAGAAGGGUGUUGAUGGCUUACCAUGACCCGAAACUGGUUGAUGACCGUGAUUUCGUGGGCAACAAGCGCCUUGAAUUGGCUGGACAGAUGCUUUCACUCCUCUUCGAGGAUUUGUUCAAGAGCUUUCUUACCAACUUGAGGAUGAACAUCGACAAAGUGCUAAAGAAACCUAAUAAGGCUAUCCCGUUCGACCCAUUGACAUCGAUUAGCGGCACGGGCGGCCACAUCACCCAGGGUAUGAAUCGGGCAAUUCAGUCCGGCAACUGGAGCGUCAAGCGGUUCAACAUGAACCGAGCGGGUGUCACCCACGUUCUGAGUCGACUUAGUUACAUUGCUGCCCUGGGAAUGAUGACUCGAAUUACGAGUCAAUUCGAAAAGACGCGGAAGGUGUCCGGCCCCAGAGCCCUCCAGCCUUCACAAUGGGGCAUGUUGUGUACCUCAGAUACUCCUGAAGGUGAGGCUUGUGGUCUGGUCAAGAACUUGGCCUUGAUGACACACAUCACCACCGAGGUGGACGAAAAGCCCGUCAAAAAGUUCAUUCUUACUGUCGAUUCGAAUGUGGAACCGAUCAGGAACUUCUCCGGUUCGGAGAUGCACCAGGCGGGCGCGUACAUCAUAUCAAUCAACGGAACACCCUUCGCUUUGACGCACUAUCCGAAGCGGUUUGCGUCCAAAUUCAGGACGAUGCGCCGUCGUGGGUGGAUCAACCCAUUCGUGAGCAUCAACACCAACUCUCAUUUCAACACCAUCUUCAUCGCCACAGACGAAGGGCGGGUCUGCCGGCCCUAUAUUAUUGUCAAGAAUGGCGUGUCGAAGUUGCAGCCGGAACACCUGAGACUGCUGCAGCAGGGCAAGGUAGGCUUCGACGACUUCCUCCGGAAAGGUGUCGUCGAGUACCUAGACGUGAACGAAGAGAACGAUGCUCUCAUUGCUCUGUACGAAUCAGACAUCACGCAGAUCACAACUCACGUCGAGAUUGAGCCGUUUACAAUCCUUGGUGCUGUGGCUGGUCUCAUCCCAUUCCCCCACCACAACCAGUCGCCCCGAAACACAUAUCAAUGUGCUAUGGGUAAACAAGCUAUCGGAGCUAUUGCCUACAAUCAAUUCAACCGGAUCGACACCCUACUUUACACUCUGGUGUACCCCCACCGACCCAUGGUCAUCUCAAAGACAAUCGAGCUUACCAGCUAUGACAAACUUCCGGCCGGUCACAACGCAACGGUCGUCGUCAUGUCUUACUCCGGCUACGAUAUCGAAGAUGCGUUGGUUCUCAAUAAGGCGUCUUGCGACAGGGGUUUCGGGCGGUGUCAAGUCUUCCGUAAAUAUGCCGCGGAGCUUCAAAGGUACCCCAACGGGGCAUCGGAGAGGAUCGGCCAGCCCGAGACGGAUCCCAUGACGAAGCAGAAGAUUGCCAAACACGAGGUUCUUGACAAUGACGGCCUUGCCAGAGUGGGAUGGCAAAUUCAUAGCGGCGAGACAAUGGUGAAAAAGGAAACCCCUCUCGACACUGGGGCAACCAUUGGCGAAAACAAGAGUUCCAAUGAGUAUCGGGACACCUCCAUGGCCUACCGGAUCCCAGACCCAGCGUAUAUCGACAAGGUCAUGGUCACACAGACGGAGAGGGAGACGGUCCUGGUCAAGGUUCAGACCAGGCAGACGCGUCGUCCCGAGCUGGGCGACAAGUUCUCGUCUCGGCACGGGCAAAAGGGUGUCGUUGGCAUCAUCGUUGAUCAGGAAGACCUGCCGUUCAGCGACAAAGGUCUGGUUCCAGACAUCAUCAUGAACCCCCACGGUUUCCCGUCGCGUAUGACAGUGGGAAAGCUCCUUGAGUGCCUCACUGGCAAGGCCUCAAUUGUGCACGGCCGAAAGAAGUACGGCUACGGCGACGCCUUCCGGUCGCACCCUGUGGAGGAGGUCAGCAAGGUCCUGGUCGACCAUGGUUUCUCCUGGGAGGGCAAGGACUACUUCACCUCUGGCAUCACAGGUGAACCUCUGGAGGCGUACAUCUUCAACGGGCCGAUCUACUACCAGCGUCUGAAGCACAUGGUGCAAGACAAGAUGCACUCGCGGGCAAGAGGACCCCGUGCGAUCCUGACGAGGCAGCCCACCGAGGGUCGGUCGCGUGAUGGUGGUCUGCGUCUGGGAGAAAUGGAGCGCGACUGUCUGAUCGCAUACGGCGCGUCACAGCUUCUUCUCGAGAGACUAAUGCACAGCUCCGAUGGCACGAGUGUCGAUAUCUGCCAGCGCUGCGGGCUCUUCGGGUACAAGGGGUACUGCCAGACCUGCAAGAGCACUAGGGAGGUAACGGCAAUGACGAUGCCUUACGCUGCAAAGCUGCUUGUCCAGGAGUUGAUAUCGAUGAACGUCGGGGUGAGGCUGCAAAUGGAGGACGAAUUUCCUCACCCGAGAUGAGGACGGGCUUUAUAGGAGAUGGUGGGGUGUUCGCAGCCCGCGUUGCUUGUGCGAAAAUGAGGCGUACCAAUACGGUGGCAGUGACGAACCUCAACCUUACAACUUGCAUAGCAUUCUGGCGCAGGGGAUCACGGAUAAGUGCAUAGCAAUUAAACAAAUGAAUGAAAGCACCGGCAGGUUUUUGAGUGAAGACAUGUUUGCUUGCUGUUUCUGCCAAUCCGUGAUAGGAGGCAGGCAGGACAGCAGGCGUGCAGCAGGUGGUGGCUGUGAGGACCACGGACAAAAAUUAGAUGCAGACGUUGAGUGAUGAUAUGCAAAUAAGAUCGGUUGGG
Messenger RNA from Diaporthe batatas, 4028 nucleotides. RefSeq names its product DNA-directed RNA polymerase III core subunit RET1. Gene Ontology annotation, biological process: DNA-templated transcription. Bases 223 to 3696 code for a protein of 1157 amino acids. The transcript is spliced from 2 exons. Gene Ontology annotation, molecular function: DNA binding; DNA-directed RNA polymerase activity; ribonucleoside binding. Gene Ontology annotation, cellular component: RNA polymerase III complex. Lineage: Eukaryota; Fungi; Ascomycota; Sordariomycetes; Diaporthales; Diaporthaceae. The record is from RefSeq and is a predicted model, not a curated record.